ACAUCAUCAAUCUAAUUGUCGCUCAUCACCACCUGCGGUCCUUCCACAAUCAGUGUGACACCGCCCCAACGGUGAAGCAUUAUCAGGAGUGAACACCUAUGGCUUUCAUCUAAAUGCCACCAUGAGAGCUGAGUUGCUUUGUCCUAAAGAGUCUAUUGGAAUGGAGGCAGCCACUUCUAAUGUGCACACUUCCUACGGUUUGGGACCUCGUGUUCCGAACAUGCCCCACGGACCGCCGCGUGGCGCUCCGCAGGCCCGCGAGCCUCCAGGAGAGCCACGUCCUGAGGAGCACCAACAGCAGGGCCACAAGCCACUCUUCUACUUUCAGCCCUCGCAGGCUUACCUGCCUCUGCAGGGUCUUCAGUGGCCGCUACCCAUGGCCUUGCCGGUCGGCUACAACCCUUACUACGGCGGCCCACCUUUAGGUUACGGAAUGCCAAUGAUGCCACACUACCAGCCCAAUCCUUACAUGGAGCCUCCCGCCUUCGUGCUGCCCCACACUCACCUCCACCUGACGGACUACAGGCGUAUGCUGAACCCUUACUACUACCAGACCAUGGCCUACCAUGCUCGCAGGUACCGCUACCAGCAUAGCGCGCCGGCCAAAGAAGUCACCAGCUGCGAGGUCCAAACGGAACCGCUUGCUGGUCUCCAUUUGAUAAGCAAUCCAGGUUCUGGUAACACUGAACCCUCUGGUGUCCCCAACGUCUGCGGUAGUGAGGAUACGCCAGGCGGACCCCCCAAUCCGCCCCUCCAAUCGGACUUGACUGUGCAGAGCAACGACAAGCCUUUUCUGGACGUGGGAACGCCUCCAAACGGCUUUGUCAUUCAGACGGAGGAAGUGACCAUCGAGUGUUGCACCACGCCAGUGGGACUCCAACUUCACUCCUGCGAGACUGCAGAGGUCUCCAAUGAGUUCUGCAUGGAUGACGGGCCAGGCAUUCCUGAAGAACAGAUGGACAAAGCUUGUCCUGACAUUGUCUUGGUUGGGACUCCAGGUGAGAUUCCUAAAAUGGAGGAGACAAAGAAAAACAAAGACUCCUUCACUGGCUCGAACUUCAGCUCCAAAGUUGAGGUGAAGGAUCAGGAAGAUCUACAGUUGGCUUUAAAGAGUAUUCAGUCCCAAGUUGUUCUGCAGGAAGAACAAAUGUUGUCAGUGGAGGACACGUUGGUUCGCUCCCUUGACUCGUCAACCCCCACAGAAGAACAUGGAACGCUCCAUGUGGCUGAAUUGCCUACAGAUGAAACCCCUACAGGAGACACUGGUCUCUCCAUGGAGGAUGAGAUGGUCUGUGAGGCAGAGGUGUGCUAUAAAAUGGAGGAAUCUCCUUAUCUGGAGAUGAAGCACAAAGCAGAAGGUCUUUCACAUGGUUUGGAAAGUUCUCAAAAGGAAGAUGAAACCCAACACAGACAAGACUGCCAGGAGCAACAAGACACCUCGUUCGAAUCCUUGCCCACAUACCUUCCCUCCAGCAGCUGGCUGGCAGACUUUGACAGAGUCUACAUCUAUAGCAGGAUGCCGCCCACUCCCAAAAAGCAGAACCAAACCUUGAACCGGACCGCCUUAGAGGUUCCCACUCGAAGAAGAAAACUGGAGCUGGAGUACAGGGAGCAGCCUUCGGUGCAUAAGACCAAGGAGCGGUACAAGCCCAAAGGCAAGAUGGAUCGACGAAGCCUCUCCGACCACGAGUGCUGUCUCACCAGAACCUUCGAGAACAUCUUUACUCUGAAGAAUGACAGACUUUGCAGCAGAUGUUUAGCCAAGCCUGGUCCAAGCCUCAAAAGAAAGGCUGUCCCCUUCCAGCAGUGCAACCAGUCCCUGAUGUCCACCUGCGACACCUGCAAGUCUCACACCAGCAAGAGGCUUCAGAGAAAAGGCUCCGUCCCCGACAUCCGGGCUCCGCAUCGCGGACUCGGCACAGAGGGAGAGUCCUCGGAGAACGGCUCGUGUUGCGCAGGUCUCAAGCGGAGACCCAACGGGAAGAAGAGGCCGCUUGGCUCCAAGCAGAACUGGGAUAAGAACUGCUCGUGUGAAGAAGCGCAGCCUCGCCAGGUUGAGGCUUGGAAGAGGCUGUGCCUCUGUCCCCACGGCAACGCCAUGCAAGAGCUGGAUGAAAACUUGCCAGCGUCCCCGCAGGACAAAUGGAGGCAUGCCGAUAAGUUUUACUGGGCACAUAGGUGGGAAACAGAGAAGUCAUGGAAAACUGUCACGGCCAGUCCUGACUGCACCAGAUCACCACACUUGAACAAACGCAACAUGUCACAAUCACAAGGAAAUCAAAGAAAAGACACACGAUGCUGAUUUGCACAAGAGCACUAAUCAGUCACUUUUAAAUGUUUUGUACACUUAAAUUAUUUCCACUUAUUUAUGGACUUUCACAAUGUUCACUAUUUAAGCAUUAAAUAAACACAUGAUUUGAA
Messenger RNA from Phyllopteryx taeniolatus (common seadragon), 2421 nucleotides. RefSeq names its product bucky ball-like. The transcript is spliced from 5 exons. Bases 122 to 2302 code for a protein of 726 amino acids. NCBI's taxonomy places the organism in Eukaryota, Metazoa, Chordata, Actinopteri, Syngnathiformes, Syngnathidae. The record is from RefSeq and is a predicted model, not a curated record.